This is a messenger RNA of Topomyia yanbarensis, 2406 nucleotides long. It is a transcript of the gene Ubc2, whose product is annotated as ubiquitin-conjugating enzyme E2 E1. Gene Ontology annotation, biological process: protein polyubiquitination. The transcript is spliced from 5 exons. Gene Ontology annotation, molecular function: ubiquitin conjugating enzyme activity. Gene Ontology annotation, cellular component: nucleus. NCBI's taxonomy places the organism in Eukaryota, Metazoa, Arthropoda, Insecta, Diptera, Culicidae. The coding region runs from base 193 to 846 and encodes 217 amino acids. The record is from RefSeq and is a predicted model, not a curated record.
GGAGGUGGGUGAGUUAGGUGAAUAUAAGAGCCAAACGUUGAGUCUGUGAUAGAGGGCAGGCAAGAAUAUCUUGCUCGUAGAAGGAAGCAGUUUUCCGGUGCUAUUGUUUGCGGAAAACUAUUGAAGCAGUCCGGCCACUGAACACCAGGUUCUGGAGCGUUGGAGGUUGCUGUAGAAUUUUUAAUCUAGGACAUGUCAACCAGUGCCGGUUCGAGUAGCACUGUCGGCGCUGCGGGUGGUGGUGCCGGUAGCGGAGGCGGUGGUGGAAGUGCUGGCUCGGGUGGCGGACGCCGCAACGGUAAUGGACACGGUAGUGGUAGCACCACCCCGGAAGCUCCGUCGGUGCCUAAGCCAGAGACUAAAGAAACAAAGUCGAAUCCGAAGAUCUCCAAGGCACUGGGAACAUCGGCCAAACGUAUCCAGAAGGAAUUGGCCGAAAUCACACUCGAUCCACCGCCAAAUUGCAGUGCUGGUCCGAAAGGGGACAAUCUGUACGAGUGGGUUUCAACCAUUCUAGGUCCCCCGGGGUCGGUAUACGAAGGCGGAGUGUUCUUCCUUGAUAUCCAUUUCUCGCCGGAAUAUCCGUUCAAACCCCCGAAGGUCACCUUUAGAACGAGGAUAUAUCACUGCAACAUCAACAGCCAGGGCGUGAUUUGUUUGGAUAUCCUCAAGGACAACUGGUCGCCUGCGCUGACAAUUUCUAAAGUGCUGCUUUCCAUUUGUUCGCUUCUAACAGACUGUAAUCCAGCCGAUCCAUUGGUUGGGAGUAUUGCCACACAAUAUCUGCAAAAUCGGGAAGAGCAUGAUCGGAUUGCUCGCCUGUGGACAAAGCGAUAUGCUACGUGAUUUCCCAGCUCUGACGUUCUGUAUAUUUUUAAGUGAAAAUCAGUAAUUUAUAAAUUAUCCAUAACGAAGGAAACAUACUACAACUAAUGAUAACCUAUUGAAAAGAAAACAAAAUUAAGUAGCAGAGAACAACCACACUGUAACGAAAUAAUUUCAAUUUCAAACUGAUCGAAGGAAUGUAACUAGAUUCGCGAAAAUAUAUACAACCAAUCGCUAGAACCCACUUCUACAGCGCAAACUUCCCGUUUCUAUCAUCGAUGCAGCAAAUUUUCUCAUUUUGUUGUAUUCAUUAUUGAUAUACUUUAUUACUGAAUGAUGGAUCGAAAUAGGAUGAAAGGCAACUGUUUUACGGAAAUUUUUGGACAUUCGAUUUUUUAACGGUCACUGAAUCAAGUAACAAACGAAAAGUAAGUGGUGUGUUCGCGUAAAAGCCGAUCGAUUAAAGCAUUCAGUAUCCCUAGAACAACAAUAAUUAUGAAGAAUAAAUAUGGAAACUAAACGCCGUUUUUCCGAUCUUACACAAGAGCUAUAACAUACAGAACUCAGCUACAAGACGGACGAUACUUCGUUAGAAUAAAAUCAUUUGCUUAGGUUAACUUUACCAAUUAAUAUGUGUAAGCAAUGGACUUUAAAUUGCUGAAAAAAUGAAUAACAUAAUAACAAGCGUGUGGAUGUUCGUUUCCAUUAGUAAUGUGUUUUUUCAUUCAUCUUUUAUUUUUUCUAAUUUUCUAUACACGCAGUAAGAAUUAUUUUUGGGGACGUUUCACGCUAAGCUGUUCUUUGAAACUGAUUAGAUGAGUGUGGUGCAAUUGCACAUUUUCCAUAAAAGACUGAACCACACUGAUUAAACGAACAAUACGAAGGGCGGUGAUGUCGAUUACUGGAUAUCGGAACGUUCUCAAACGGACAUUCAAACUAUUGUUCCUAUGUAGCAUCAAACAAUUGACCUUUCUACAAAGUUAUUUCCUAAUUAGAACUGAGAAUUUUGAUUCGCAGAUCUAAGAAAUAAUCAGCUGUUUCCCAGCUCAAAGAAGAAGAAAAACAAUGUUGAUGUUUUCAAAACCAGUUCACCAAAACUUCGAGAACAAACGGGGAAAAGAAUGUGAAUAAUGUGAUAUGUAAAAAACGAAUUGAAGCCAACAAGAUAAGUAAAAUCUCUAAAUGGAACAAGCUCCGUUUAGCUAGCUACCGGUCUCAGCCAACCCGCUUAUGUUUAGUUCUAUGUCACUAAGUUGUUCCUUCUUCAAGAUCUCUUCUAUUCAAACAUUACAUGCGAAGCUGAAAUUUUUGCCUACUCCACUAGAACGAGACUCCAGAUUUGCGAACUUUUUGUUCGCAUACUCUACGGGACGGACAUGAACAAAUUAGAAGAACUUGUAGUACAGCCCCUUCCAAUGCUGGGUUGAGAUUAUCAUAUUAAAAUUAUCGAUUUUACAGAACAAUUUUUUUCAAACAUCCGUUAACCAAGAACGAUAAGGCGUAAACUGGAAGAAAGAAAUCGUAUUGAAAAAUCAAUAUUUAAACUAUACAAAUAAUUAAAAGCAGUCAAUGUGUAACAAA